CUCCCCACCCCGCCUCUCGAACCACCACCUCAGACCAUGUCUCGUCCCUGCUAGGACCCUCUCUAUCCUGCCAUGUUCUGAAGUUUAACCUUCCCUUCCCCCCUCUCCGCCGCCCACGCUAUUUGAUACCCCCGGACUCUGCGCGCCAAGAUGUCCGUCCUCCGCCAUCAUGGGGGUGCCUACCUCCAACGGCGGCUCACCAAAAUGUACACAGACACUAAGACCUCUUGUGAGAGUGUCACCACGGCCUCCAUUGCCGUUGAUGAUCCCGAAUUGGUAACGCUACAUCGAAGUUUCAAGACGCAAAGGGACCGCCUGCUAGCCUGGGGCCUAGACUGGAGCGAUGCCAGUGCCGCCCAGCCCAAUGAUAUCGACGAAUCGAUCACGCAAGCCGGCUACAGUGAUGUGGUUGCGAGUGUCAUGUCCUCGAUCCAAGUACUUCUCAAUGAGGCGGAGCGUAUCCAGCACGGCGGCUCCGAUCUGCCUCCGAAGGGCGCUAGUGCCGACUCUCCCAAGGGUGGCCUCAGCAACCUUCCAGUCAAGUCUCACUGGACCAGUGAGGAGAUCAGUCGCUCCAAGACUCUGCUGGCGGACCUUGAGGCCUGCAUCGACACUCUCUACGACCUUUCACGCUCUCGACGCAAUAUGAGUGCAAGUAUGACUGCUGGUGGGCAGUCAGCCACAAAGGGCCGAUCCCGGCCCGGCGCAACCACCGAUUAUUCCAUCCUGGACUCCAAAGCCUAUCAUGGCACAUCUUUCGACAGUACGCAGAGAUAUCCGGCGCAGCAGAGUCCCUUUGAUCUGGCGCCGUCUCCCACACGCAAUGCCACGGCCUUCAGCCAGGCCCGGUCCGAGAAGAUGCCAUUUGGCAAGAUUUCCUUAUCGCUAGACACGUAUGCCAUCGAUCGCUCGGCACUACAACUGUCCGGCUCUUCUCAUGACAACAGCCCGCCUCCGUAUGAGCAGGUAGCGGCUUCCAUCAACUCUCGGGCCAUUGGUCGUAUGAGGACCUCGGCGUCGCCUUUCCUACACGGCACGAAAGAUUCGAUGGCAACUAUCCUAGUGGACUACACUCCCAUGGUACUGGAAGCAUCAGGGUCUGCCACUACGCCGGAGAAGAAACGACUGGAUCAUGUGCAGCGAACACUUGAGCAGCUCGUCCAGAAUGCGCGUGUGUCCCAUCUGGGGCUGUUGAAGUUUCUGGGUUAUUAUAUUGACAUGCCGAAUUCCCGGUAUGCUUUCGUCUAUCAAAUGCCUGUGGAUUACUUCCCGUUCCUUCGCAAUCCGUCGGAUCUGCUGAACGGGCUGAAGCCUAAGCCACUCGUCUCUCUCUUCCAGGCCGGCGACGACUAUCAUAUCCCUAAUCUCGAAACGCGCUUCCGCUUGGCUUAUGACCUUUUGAUGGCGGUUCUGCAGCUGAGAAGCCAGAACCUUGUGCACGGGAAUAUCAACAGCAGCAACGUCCUUAUCUUCCCCGGAUUAACGAACUCGAACAGCGAUGAAGUUGGACUAACAGAGAACCUGCGACGACCAUACCUGACAUCGUUUGCCCAAUUCUCUGGAAAUGGGCCGUCGCCCGAGCCACUAUCUUCCAGCAUGUAUCGUCACCCGGAUGACAAGCGAUCAAUGGACGACGAUGCUGCCUGGGCCUAUGACCUUUAUUCACUUGGCCUUGUGCUCCUCGAGAUCGGGCUAUGGCAUCCCAUCAGCCGUAUAUGGAAGAUGAAGUACAACAAUUCGAUGUUCAAGCAAAGGAUUGAGAAUGUCUACUUGCAGAGACUGGGCCCUAAGUGCGGCAGUGCGUAUCUACAUGUGGUGCAGCUGUGCUUAGAUGCGCCAAACUUCCAUCUGUCGACGCAGCCGUUCGACGACCUCAACCUUCGUGUUCCUCAAGCUUUCCAUUACCCGGUCCUGGACCUCUCAGCGCCCGACAGUAUCUUUUCGUUCUCGAUGAAUUUCCUCUACACGAUGUGCAAGAUCGUCUGGUCCUGCUGCAGGAUAGACAUGUUCUCUGCCCCGGGUGCUGAAGAGCUGGACGACUGCCUUCCCCUUGCUCUUGUUCCCGGUCUGGAACCAGCGCCUAUGAAGGAAGCCCCUCGUGAGUAUAAGGACACCAUGGAUCCUAUCGUGCCAUUCCAAGAACCGAUUGCCACGCUACCUACUCCUGAGAUGAAGAUGCUGCGGGAUAAAAUUAGCGUGGAGGAGCGCAGAGUGCGAAAGCGAACCUGCAAAAAGCUCUCGGGCCUGGAGAUACCACAAGACCAUCUCAAUAAGUGGAAUUUCCAGAUGCUACCGCGUUUGAGAAAGCUCCUACAGAAAAUCUUGAAGGACUCAUCCGAAUCAUGCAGUGUUACACUUAUGAUGACUGGUGACACUGUCGACAACGCCAGGACGACAGUCUGUGUCACUUGUGCGAGUGCAAAGAAGGUUCGGGCGGCUUUGAAGAAGUACUUUGUUCUCGACAGCGAGGACUGGGAUCUUCUGGUCCUUCGCGGAGACGUCCAGAGAUCUAAAGUCCCACGGAAGAAACGCCGCAGGCCGGCGAUGACAGGACCUGACAAUGCAAGAGCACCGUCAUCUGUCCAGCACGAUCCGAAUCCUUGCUAUCAGGAACGGCCUCUCUGCGGCGCCUCGAUAGGCGCCUUCAUGAAUGAAGAGCACCUACCUCCAGUCUCUUAUGGCGGGGCUAUCCUAGUCGAUGGCAUGCCGUAUGGCAUGACCGUGCAUCAUAUGCUGGAGUCACCGAGUGACCAGGAAGACGCAGAUGACCAAGAUACUCAUGGCCCUUUACGGUCCGCUGGGAAUUGGCCCCGCGAUACACCCAUACCUCAAAACACAGAGUUCAUGUACUCCUGGUCUGACGCCGGGCCGUCGGACCCUGCAUCGGAUCUCGAAUUUGAGGUUUCAGAAGACGAGGAUGGGGACGAUGUGUCGCUAUCGCCAAGUCUAGACGAGGACUCUUAUCUUUCCGAAGGCUAUUCCUCCGAUGAAGACGGUCAGAAUGAUGAGGCCUAUGACGAUGAGGAUGCAGCAUCCAUAGGCGACACUCCUGGGAUUGACCCCGGAGACGAGCCCUUGCUGUACGUGACACAGCCAGCUAUCGAUGAUGUCGAUGAGAACUUUUUCCCAUGCCCUGAAGACCGCGACGAUGAGCAUCUUGCCUCUCACUCCUUUGGAUACGUGCACGCAUCAUCCGGCGUUCGGCGCUGGACGCGAAAGGGGAUAAGGCACGAGAUUGACUGGGCACUAAUCAAGAUCAACGACGAGCGCAUCGAUGGGCGCAACAUCGUCUACGACAGGACGGCUUUAGCGAGGCGAGAUCCAUACCGGCAAAGACGCGGCGAGCCGGCGCGCAUGCCACAGCCGGAGACGAUCUAUCUUAACAAUAUCUGCCGGUUGGAAGAUCUCGGUGGCCUCCAUGUUCAUUGCUGUGGUCGAACCAGCGGCCUACAAACAGGCCAGAUAUCCAAGGCGAUGACGUUAGUCAAAUUGCAUGGCCGCCAGACCUUCUCGACCAGCUUCUGUGUUGACGGGAACUUUGGAGUCCCCGGCGACUCAGGAGCAUGGGUUUUCGAGAAGUCAAGCGGUCGAGUGUGCGGCCACGUCCUGGCAUGGUCAGACAAGACCCGCACCGCCUACAUCGCCCCGAUGGAAAUUCUCCUCGAAGAUAUCGCUCGCUCCCUGAAUGCCAACUACAUCGGUCUCCCCGGCAAUCCUGACGAAUCAUCCUCUCGCGCCUACUCCAUGCACCCUCGCCCAGCACCAUCAAUGGACCCCCGGUACCAAAACCCAGCAUACCACACCCCUCGCCCACUCCGCGGCCAACUACCCGUGGACAUCAACCAGCUCCGCCUCGAUGACCCAAACAUGGGCCCCGUCAACACCAGUCGCGGUCUACGAGAGGUCUCAACCCCAUACCGGGGCAUGCCACCGAUCCUGACACCCCCAAGGAGUCUAGAAAGACAACUUGCCUAAUCUGCUUGCACAGACUGAGUGCAUGUGACCUCCCUUUGCUCCUACCUCAGCAACCACUUUUUCCUCACCAUCAUCUUAAUCACCCACCCACUACCCAUAUACCCUCCCUAUGACGUUUCCUAUGAUGAUUUUUUUGGUUUUGAACGAGUGGAUAAAACAUAAUACCCCCUUUUGUAUAUCUGUUGUUUUCGGUGUUUUGCUCUGAUUCCCAUGGCGGCGAUGGGUGUUGAUUAGUUGUCUUUGAUAUACACAAUUUGCGGGCUCCUAUAUAUCCAAUGAUCUUGAGUUUCAACUAGGUGGCUGUACUCUCCUCGCUAGCCCUACUACUUAUAUACCUCUCUCUGCGUAAUCAUUACCUCUGUCCUCCAUAGAUCUCUGCCUGAGGCAAGUGCCUCCGUUAGGCAGGUUUUAUCGUUAUCCAUUUGUUACCAUGUAUUGAUAGAUACGAAUACUGAUACGAGACGAACUGUUCUGAAAUG
Messenger RNA from Aspergillus ibericus CBS 121593, 4454 nucleotides. RefSeq lists its product as uncharacterized. The transcript is spliced from 2 exons. NCBI's taxonomy places the organism in Eukaryota, Fungi, Ascomycota, Eurotiomycetes, Eurotiales, Aspergillaceae. The record is from RefSeq and is a predicted model, not a curated record. Gene Ontology annotation, molecular function: ATP binding; protein kinase activity. Gene Ontology annotation, biological process: protein phosphorylation. The coding region runs from base 151 to 3975 and encodes 1274 amino acids.